Messenger RNA from Silurus meridionalis, 4440 nucleotides. RefSeq names its product SERTA domain containing 4 (gene sertad4). The coding region runs from base 3219 to 4103 and encodes 294 amino acids. NCBI's taxonomy places the organism in Eukaryota, Metazoa, Chordata, Actinopteri, Siluriformes, Siluridae. The transcript is spliced from 5 exons. Gene Ontology annotation, cellular component: nucleus. The record is from RefSeq and is a predicted model, not a curated record.
GAUUGAGUGCACAAGCUAGCAUCCUAUGGCUAAUCUAACAUAAUCCGUGGCUAGCACUAGCCAGAUACCACACACAAGCACAUUUCUACAAAGAUUUUAUAUUUAGUUAUAUUCUACAUUCCUAAAUGUUGAUAAAAUUACGCCCUUAUCCAGAGUGACGUACAGUACAUAACUUCUUUUUACUGGUAGCUGUCUAACUUACUUGAGCUAACAAAAUUUUUGACAAGAUUAUUUACUGAUUUUCAGCUUUAUGAGCACCCUUCCUUUCUCAAACACUAACACCCAUAAGGUAUUGGUUAUCUAAUCUAACAGGAUUUCUGAUGUUCAUAACAACAUCAGCCAACAUGUCCUAAAUGAGGAUUAGCAUGAGCUAACCUAACAGGUUUAUUUUCCCAUUCAUAUUCAUUACUGUUCUAAAUAUUCACUUAUAAAUGUCACUUAGCUAGCUAACAUGAUCUAUCUGCUAACAUUUUCUAUCUAGCUAAUGUGACAGGAAUUGUUUUAUUCAGAUUCUGGCUAAUCAUUAACAACAGAGCUAAUCUGCAAGGAUAUAUUUUAUAUUUUUAUGUUCAUAAAUGUUAGGAAUUGUUACUGAUGUAACUUCUAACGUUAACCAUUUGUUAUAUUCGUCAUUAAUCCUCUCCUAGCAAGCAUGAGCUAAUCUGACAGUAUUUUUUUUUUUCUUUCAUUUAUAUACUUCUUUCAGUUAAUGCUAGUCAAAUCACUAGCAUAGCUGGCCUGCUAACAUUCGUCAGCUGACCUGACAGAACUUUGUUCAUAAGUGUUCCUAAUCCUCAUCGCUAAUGCUCACUAGGUGGUGAACAAAACAUAGCAUGACAGGAAUGAUGGUUAGUUCGAAAAAUUUCAAACACACGGGAAAGAAGUGUAAAGUCACGUGAUUGUUUUGAAGGCAAAGUUUCUAUGGAUGUAGACUUCCCGACUUCAUGUAGCUAAUCAGCUUAUACCCUUACUGCUAACUCUCCUAUUUGCAUAAAGAGAAACUGUUAAAUAUGCUACAGACUAACUGUUAAAUAUGCUACAAAAAGAAAGGGAUUCUGAAUUUUCCUUUUAUGACCUUGACUACAAAAGCCCUUGCAUGUGUUUAUAUAAAUGACAGUUUUCGUUUAUAUAUAGAAUAUAGCCAAACACUCAUCACACACAUUACACUCUUUCUGUCCUUCAGUUCAGGAAGUGAUGAGGGCAUUUCUUAUGACCAGCCUGUAAUUACGAGCAAAAAAAACCUUUUUGACCAGCACACAUUUAGGAUUUACGAAACACCAGCAUUAGAUAAAAAAGGGACGAUUUUAGGGAAAGUGAGCACACAACAAAAAUCCACAAAGUUUAGGAUCAAAACCUGGUUUUAAUUCAUCUAACCUUCUCAAGGUGUGCGUGUGUGUGUGAGUGAGAGAGUGAGAUAUAAGUAUGUGCUGAGUAAUCCGAUCCAUAGCAGUAUGUAAUGCACAAUGAGCAUCGUUCAUCAGUGUGUGUAAAUGUGUAACUCGAGGUUUUCUUUGUUCUCGCGAGCCUUCAUACUUUAACAAAAGCCCACCCAGAGGUUUGAUUGUAUGGACAAGCAAGUCUGAUUCCCAGCAUGUCUGAUUCUCCUUAUCAGCUGAUCGAUUUACAAAAAUUUAGAUUCGCUAUAAAUGAGGACAAGUGUUAGUAUGAUGACAAGCAGGCAGCUUCAGUACCCGUUAUCUUGGGCUCCUAAAAAUACACAUUUUACAACAUCAGAGUGACACAAUGGCGCCAUAAUACCGUGACGAAUCAGCACAUACCUGUUUUACUGUUAAUUCUAUGUAUUUAUUUUUAUAAAUGUUUUAUGUCUGGACAUUUUGUCAGGUUUGGAUUCACCGAUGCGCUCGGUGCCUUACUUUUCUUCGGGGAGAUUUUACACUCUUACGGCGAUCUGUAUAUUAAGUACCGGAUUUUCAUUUGUAAUUGAUGUACACAAGUGAUUUAUGGAAAACAAACAAACAAAAAAAACAUUUGAAUGUGAUCGUUUAAAAAAACAAUGAAACAAUUGGAAGGUAUGACAUUUGUGAGUGUGUUUUUAUUUAUGACGUGAUUGUUCACUGGUAUGGUUUUUAUUUAGCUAAUAACUUUGUUGUAGGUAGCUUGGCUUGGCAAUUCAGACAAAACAAAAUCUUAUGCAGAAACAUGCAGAGAUAAGAUGAUGGUGGUCGCUCUCUGCUACUUCCUCCCAAGCCUUGUUUUUCUUUGUAAGGUCUUUACGCACGUUUUCACGAGAGACCGUAUAAAUGUGUGUAGAAAGUAGGAAAGCGCUACUGUGGUUUAUGUUUUAAUAGCACGUAUUAGCUGAAGUCAAGAGUGGGGAAUUGAAGAAACGUCGCACUGCGACACGCCCCCUAGGAUCGCUCCGAGGAAUCGCCCCAGACCGAGAUGAUCGUGUGGAUUUGACGCUGUGCAGACGUGAGGAGAAAAACACCACCACGUCACUUGAAUCUUGUGGCUGUGUCGAGAGAAAAAAAAACCCGAACAAUCGCUUGUUGCUCUGUAGCUCCCUGAUGUGACUGCACGGGGAAAGAAACCUGAAUAGCGAUGAUAAUGAAUUAAACAGUAAAACGCAGAGUAUCGGGGUGGUGUAAUGGUGCUGUGUGUUAGCUGAAAGGACAGUAAUUAAACGACACACACUGAGGUUCUGAUGCAGACAUCUGGAAAAAACAUUGUGAGGAAAAAUGCGAUUGCGCGCGAGGGAGAGAGGGAGGAUUAAGGAAAGAAGGGAAAGGGGGUGAAUAGAAAAAAAAGUGUGUGUGUGUGUGUGUGUGUGUGUGUGUGUGUGUGUGUGUUCUCGGUUACACCGGAGCAGAGCGGAGCGCGUGAGGAGCGCGCGCACCUAUUAUUAAAAAAAGAAGAAAGGUCCCGGAUCAAAGGGGGGGAGGAACGCGUCGCGUGCCAGAUGAUGAAGUAGUGAUCCUGUUCAUAUCUCACACCACCAUCUUCAUCCUCAAACUGGUCGAACUCGUAGAUACGACAAGAGAAGGUUGUAGAUUAAGUCGCGUUGGUGGAGAAUCGUAUGGAGGCCCCCCGCGGGUUUACUGAAUGCGCGAGACAUUCCGCCACAUGACCGACGGAGGCUUUUGUUUUGCGUUACCGAGGCGGAAAAGAAAAAAACCUGCGAGCGCACAACGUUUUUAUUCCAGUCAACGGAACAAGUCUGGACACGUGCAUCCCUGCAGUUCCAGAACAAGGCAAAGAUGACUUUGGUCUUGUCCAUGAACCCUUUCUGUGACCAUGAAGCUGAACCUCCACCCCCAAUUUACCAGCCAAUCUGGGAGGCUGAAUCCAGCAGCCCCACCCACUCAUCACCUGGGGCUGAUGCCCAUGAGCUACAGGAUGAGCCUGUCUAUAGAGGCGCCGCAGGUCAUGUGACCAUGUCGCAAAUCGCUUACUUUAAACGGAAAUACGUUGAAGACGAAGACCUUCCACUAAACUUCAGGAGUUACCGUCGCACCGUGUCCCCAUUGUUACAGGAACACUCUCACGUUCUUCACUUGUCUCUGGACAAAAUGCGCUUUAUUGAAGACCCUGAGGCUUUCCUGCGUCGCUCUGUUCUAAUCAACAACCUCCUGCGUCGCCUGAGAGCCGAAAUCCUUCUCCAGGGGGCGUGGCCUUUCAUGGCAAACUCAGCCCAGGUUUCCUUGACGAUGCCCGUGUCCAUCUCCACUCACCAGGGCCGGGGCCGUAAGAGGCUGAGAUUACUGCACGAGGAGGAAGAGGAGGAGGAGGAGGAGGAAGACGAGUGCGUAUCUGCAUGCUGUUGCUUCUACGAUGCAAGCAGGUACAUGCAACUUCCUGUGUGUGUUUAUGAGAGGGACAUUCAGCCUUCAUCAUCGGCAUCAUCAUCAUCAUCUGCUAUAACGGAGAGACUGGAGUGUCUUUUUGAAGAGGAGGAUGAAGAAGAGGUAGAGAGUGACGGAGAGGAAGAGUUUGAUUCUUUGUGUCCUGGUUUGGACCUGUGCAAAGCAUCGUUCAAGGCGAGAGAGAGACUUAGGGAGAGAGAAACAGAAGGAGAGACUCUGGUCGCCGUGGAAACAGGACAGCAGGUGGCGCUAGUUUUGCCUCAGCUCGGAAGGAAAUAGCAAAUCUGAGGACACAUGGGGUACAAAUUACAACUCCAUAAAUGAUUUUACGAAUGAAUUUGUUCGUAUGUAACGCAGGACAUGAGGUCCGCUGGCUCUGUCAUAGACAAUGUUUAAAAACUGAGCCAAACAGAACGUUAAAGGGAAUAUUUUUAACGUUUAAUAAAUGUCCGGUGCAGAACGUGAUGUUUCUAACGAAGUCUUCAAAUUUUUCAUUUAUCCAGGGCAUGGUUUAUUCUGAAGGACGUAAAGAUUUUACAGUUUCUUUGAGGAACUCUCUAACGGUGCCUUAUGUCUGCAUUUUUAAAUGUAUAUAAAGUUCUUCUCUGUGUUUGUA